CACAGCAUAGAAACAAGGAGGGGAAAGGAAAUACCUUUGAACGCCAAGAUCGACACGGUCACCUCGCCCACCGCCGGCCGAUAGCUAUCAAUUACAUACACCAUCGUCGCAUUGGUGGCCUGCACGAUCGCGAAGUUCAGCAGCCCCAGCCCCAGCGUCGGCACCAUCCAGUGCAGCCGGUUGUCUAUGCCCACCCCGUACAGCAUCAGCGCUACCGGCGCGCAGACUCCCCCGAUGACGACUGAGGGCAGUCGCAUCUCUGGGUGCCGGAUGCCGCCGUUGCGGCGCGUGAACCAGUCCGCCAUCCAGUCCGACAGGUGCCCGCCGAAGGCGAUGCCGAUUGCCGAGCCUACUAUUCCCGAGAUGAAGCAGAGCCCGAUCUGCCAGAUCAUCUGGCGAGACUCAGCAUCCCCGGCUGAAUACGAGGAGGCCCGCGUAGGGAGAGUCUUCAACCACCGCCGUCCCGAUCGCUUUCCGCUGGCCGUGGUCAAAGCAACUUGCCAGGAAGAUAUCAUUGCAGCGGUCAAGCUUGCAAAAGCAAAAAACUGUCGACUGGCCGUGCGCUCCGGGGGCCACUCGUGGGCUGCCUGGAGCGUGCGCGACAAUUCCAUCCUGCUCGAUCUGGGCAGUUACAAGCAGCUGGACGUCGAUCCAGCCACUCUCACAGCGAGAGCAACCUCCAGCAUGACGGGGCGCGAACUCAAUGGCGUUCUUAUCAAAGAGCACAAUCUGAUGUUCCCCGGUGGGCAUUGUCCCGAUGUCGGGCUGGGCGGAUUCCUUCUACAGGGUGGCAUGGGAUGGAAUUGUCGGAAUUGGGGCUGGGCAUGCGAACGCGUGCAAGCCGUCGACGUCGUCACUGCCCAGGGCGAUGUUCUACAUUGCAAUGCCACGCAGAAUCGCGAGCUCUACUGGGCCGCACGAGGAUCCGGACCGGGAUUCCCAGGCGUUAUCUCUAAGUACCAUCUCGAAUUGAUCCCCUACCCCGGAGACGGAUUUCGUUCCUCAGGCUACAUUUACCCUAUCCGUCUCUAUCGGGAAGCCUUCGACUGGGUUCUCAAAGUCACACCCGGGUCGGAUCAAGACACCGAGAUCGCAGUUGUGGCGCAGUACCCCGAAGGGAUGGACGAGCUCUGUCUCUUGGUGCUCUUUGUGACGAUGAAGCACACCCCAACCGAAGCGGAGACCGCACUGCGUGCCCUGCACGAUUCCCGACCGGCCGGAGCUAUCACGGAAUGGUUCUGCCAGGAAGACAGCCUGGAGAAGCAGUACGAGAACCAGUUCAAAGCCAACCCAGAGGGUCACCGGUACUGCGCGGAGAACGCAUAUCUCCGCAACGACGCCGACGUGCCGGCCGUGCUGGAGGAGGCGUUCACCACCCUCCCGCACCGGAAGGCCUUUGCACUCUGGUACGCCAUGUACCCCUGCAGUCGCCGCAAGCUGCCGGACAUGGCGCUCAGCAUGCAGACGGACCAUUAUUUUGCCUUGUACACCGUGUGGGAGGAUGCUAAGGACGAUGCGCGUUGCCAGGCGUGGGUCCACGACACAAUGAAGAAGGUGGAGCGGCAUGCAGAGGGAUCUUACUUGGGUGAUGCCGAUUUCCAGGCCCGCAAGACUAAAUUCUGGGCGGACUCCAAUGCACGAAGGCUGAUGGAGAUUCGACGGAAGUAUGACCCUGAGGGGAGAAUCUGUGGGUAUCUGGAUAAAGGGGACGUGUCGGGCACUCGGGGCCUAGUCAAUGACUAUGAGUUUAAGCUGUGA
Molecule: messenger RNA, 1758 nt
Organism: Aspergillus homomorphus CBS 101889
Lineage: Eukaryota; Fungi; Ascomycota; Eurotiomycetes; Eurotiales; Aspergillaceae
Product: FAD-binding oxidoreductase
Exons: 4
Coding region: 187-1758 (523 amino acids)
Molecular function (GO): FAD binding; oxidoreductase activity
Source: RefSeq, a predicted model, not a curated record